Linum trigynum is the source of this 2994-nucleotide messenger RNA. The record is from the annotation of a GenBank genome assembly. NCBI's taxonomy places the organism in Eukaryota, Viridiplantae, Streptophyta, Magnoliopsida, Malpighiales, Linaceae.
GAUCUUGAAUUCAUAUUGGUCAACAUUCGAAAUAAGAACGAACUCCUAUCAACAUGUAUAAGUUCUACGUUGAUAUGAGCUUCCUAUAAUCAAAUAAGAUGAAUUUAUAAGUAAUGAUAAAUUGAUAAUCAUUUUCAUCUGUGUGUUAUUUGUCCAACUUAAUAUAGAUUUUCAAUAUAGAUUGAUUCGAGAAGUAAUAAGUAUGUAGUGUAAUUAACUAUAGAAAGCUCCAUGAUCAUUUGGGUGAGCACAGAUCAAGUCUAUACGGAUCAAAUUGUAUCGAAACGAACUAGAUCCAACAUAUUCAUACAAAUAAUCUUAAAUACCGAAUCAACAAAAUGAACCAAACAUACACUUUUGAUCCAAUAGUGAUCAUCAAUUUUUUUUUUAAUUAGAUCCAAUCCGAUUCUAAAUCGAAUCGAUGCUAAUGAUCAUUGAUCAUUAUUUGGUGGAGCACCGGAAAAAGAGUUUAGAUGAUCAUAAUUUCGGUUAACUCAUCGUCAUCGAGUACCAAAUAAAAUACAUUUUCCCUAAAAAAGUUGGACUUUGCCCAACAAUCGUCAUAACUGAUAAGAACAUAGCCGAGGGUGGACUAGCCGGUGACAUCGCUUCGCUGGCCUGCUCUGUUCCCUUAACCCCUUCCCGCUGGCCGUAAGCUUUUGUUGGAAAUUUCCAAUUUCCAAUCGGGAACUGGAAUCCGUGCCACCGCCCAUGAAUUAGAUCAAACCGAAGACGCACGAAGGAAGAGGAGAGGAGAGGAGAGGAGAGAGAGGGCUAGAAUGGCGAUUCUCUACGCGGUGGUUGCUAGGGGGACGGUGGUGCUGGCGGAGUUCAGCGCCGUCACGGGGAACACGGGCGCGGUGGCGCGGCGUAUCCUGGAGAAGCUGCCAGCAGACGGCGAUACCAGGAUGUGCUUCUCGCAGGAUCGUUUCAUAUUCCACAUACUCAGAUCCGACGGCCUCAGCUUCCUCUGUAUGGCCAACGACGCCUUCGGAAGGAGAAUCCCAUUUUCAUAUUUGGAAGACAUUCACAUGAGGUUCAUGAAGAACUAUGGCAGGGUAGCUCCGUAUGCACCUGCCUAUGCAAUGAAUGAUGAGUUCUCAAGGGUGUUGCAUCAGCAAAUGGAAUUUUUCUCUAGUAACCCAAGUGCUGAUACUCUGACUCGUGUCAGAGGUGAAGUGAGUGAGCUCCGCACAGUUAUGGUUGAUAACAUUGAGAAAAUACUGGAGAGAGGUGACCGGAUUGAGCUCCUCGUUGAUAAAACCGCGACAAUGCAAGAUGGCGCAUUCCACUUCAGGAAACAGUCUAAACGCCUUCGCAGAGCUCUAUGGAUGAAGAACGCCAAGCUUUUGGUGCUGUUAACGGUCUUGAUAGUCCUGUUGUUGUACUUCCUAAUCGCUGCUUUUUGUGGAGGCAUCACUUUACCUUCAUGCAGAUCUUGAGCAGAGGUAUGCCUGGUCCUUGGAUUUCUUGCCGUGGGCAUCUUCCAGGCUCUCUUUUUGUAUCAACUCGAGCUAAAACGAAUCUGGUGAAAAACGAUGGACAACAUAAAGAAGUUAAAGGCAGUGGGGAAACUAAGUAGUGCCUGUAAUGUUGUAAUAAUAACAUAUAUAUAUAUAGCUCGUUCGCUCACUAUUUGUCUUCCCUAUCUUGUAAAUUCCUGGUCUUCUGGUCUGGUAGCAGCUGCUGAAUUGUUCUGAGUCAGCUGUAGCUUCUUUUUCUUCCUUAACCCUGCCGCAUUAACACAGGUUGACACGAUAUGAUCAUACCGUCUUGUGAUUUCAGUUGUUGGAUGCAUGAGAUGAUUGUAUUUUAAAUAACAUCUACAUCUGCAUCCGAUGGGCUGAGUUUGCAGAUGGCAUGAUCCAAGUGGUGUUAGUUCGAGCUGUAGCCUACCCGUAUCAGCAAAGUAGCAGAAUCCCAACUGCAAAAAAAAGACGAGAAACAAGGUUGCCACUUUGGGACAAUCCCCUUCCCCCUGAAGUUAGAAUGCUCGUUAAUUGGCUGUGGCACGCGAUCUGCCGGCCAAUAACUAAACAUAAGAACGACAAGUCAUCGGAUUCAAAGGACAAACGAAAGCGGGACACGCAUCCACCACUUUGCCUAGAAAGUACUCGUGAGCAAUUUAUAUGCACUGCUCUCAGUUCCAUUUACACGAUCUUUGGCCGGCUUUAGUAAUGGUGGUGGGUUUAGGUUGUCGGCUUUCGGCAAUGGAGGUCUCUGCCUAUAUGCCAAAUCUCAUUUUUUGGACGGCCACGACGAAAUGGUAACCUAUCAAAUCAAUGAUGUUGGUGUUUGGCCAGAAAAGGGGACUGUUUUGUUAUACUUGGUUUGCUGGAGCACUGAACUCAUGAUGGAAGUUUGGUUUUUCAAGUGAUCUUAUUGAUUGUAGGGCUAAGGUUUUAUACUAGGGUUGAAGGGUAGUUACAGUCUUGUACCAUGUAAUGUUUACAAGUGAUAAGUUUGUGUUUGUCUUCUAAACUUUCAAAUCGUUUUACUAUGCAACUUUUGUUUAAUGUACCCUACCAUCCAAAAUAUUUGUCGAGUUUUCGUUGCUUAUGGUUUCACAAUGGUUCAUACUGAGAGAGAGGAGAUGAACAAGUUAUCCUUCUUUAUUCUUACCCUUGGACUAGAUGACAUGAAAAGAAUGCAAGGAGGUCGUCACUUCGAGAGCCUCCAAAUCACAAAUCUCCAUAGAAGGCAAAUGCCAACAAAAAAAAAUCUUGGAUCUUGCUUGGGUAUGGUUAGUUGGUCAAAGCUCAAAAUCAACUAAUGACUUCAUGGUUGACGUAAUUCGAGCCCGAGAAGGUAGCAGAAGAUACUGAAAAGAAAAAUUUAUGUUUUUAGAAGAUAAAUGAACAUCCAAAACAAAUUUCGAAAAUAAGCUCAUCGCAAACAAGGCAUGUGUCAUCCUAUGAGUUACGUCAUACCUCUGCCGAAGAUCCGGAACUUGUUUGUUAGUUCCAUAUAGUAAAGUAAAUUUGGCCAUCAGAC